CCAAAAGAGAACAAAAAAACAAGGGUGUUGUCCCCUUAGUAUAAAUCAGUUUUUGUCCAAUUUUUCUCCUUUUUACCCUUUCUAUAUCUGAAAACUAAUAAAAUAAAUACUUUUGUGAAUCAAAAAAAAUAUUAAAAAUAUAAACAAUUAAUAAAACACCUAUAUACACAUGCUAGUAUUUUUUAUUUUUUGAAAAAGUUCAUAAAUAAAAAUUUGAAAAUACGUUCUACUAAAGGUAGAAAGUGCAUUCUACGGAAAAUGGUAUAGUAGAAAGCAUUUUCUAAAAUAAAUACGUUCAUCUACUAUUUUUAGAACGUACAUUCUACUAUUUACUAAAUUUCUAAAAAUGUGGAAUGUGCAUUCUACUAAUCCUAAAGCUUCUACUUUUCGUCCGGAAGCAUCUUCUACUUUUGUUAAGUAUUCUAAAUUUUGCGGAACGUGUUUUCUAAAGUUUACUCUUCCUUCUACUAAAAGUAGAAAGCGUGUUCUGGAAUCUUGUCAAUGUUCUAAAGUUUUAGAAGGCGCCUUCUACGGAUAAGAUUACCUGAUUUUUGCGAAAAUUAAUGAAAUAUUUAGUUAAGGAAAUAUUCUAAAAAUAUUCUAAAAAUAUUCUAACUUCCUAAAACGUGUUAUUUUCGAUUUUGGUUGUCAAAAAAAAAAAAAAACGAUUCUCACCUAUCUUCUCCAUCAAUCUAUGGUUUCUCCAUAGCUUUUCUUUUGAUUUUUUUCACAAACUCUUCUUCUCUAUGAUGCAUAUCUAUACCACAUGUGGUGUUUGGAAUUUAUCAACUACUGGAUGGGUUUUUGCUGCUGAUGACAAAGGGGCUAGGCUACAGUUAUUGGAAUCAAAUUCUACUUUAGAGGAUUUAAAAAGAAUGGUUGUGGAGGAUUUUGAUAUGGAAGAAGAUAGCUUAGCCGAUUUGGAGUUCAGUUAUCUACCUACUGAGUUGAUUAAUACACCAACUUCCCCACCUGUGAUAAUUGCAAACGAUCGACAGCUUAAGAAUUUUGUUGGCUAUGUUAAAAAGAAUGUUUCUACUCAGUUGUGUGUAACAUCUAAAGCCAAGGCUCAUAAUCCGAAUGAAGCAGACUUUGAUCUUAACAACUUGCCAGCUGAUUCAAGUGCUGAUGAAGAGGAGAGCAACUCGUUGAACAGAAGGGACGAGUCAGCUCCUGUGUUUGCUGAGACGCAGAGGAAGAAAAAGAAAGAGAAGCCGGAAGCAGUCGAAGUUGAUGAGGAUGGCUAUGAUGCUGAUAUUGUGAUCUCUGAAAAAGAGAACAUAGAUAAUAUGUCAAAGUAUUCUCUGCUCCAUGUUGUUAAGAAGGGACAAUAUUUUGAGAACAAGACUUUGCUGAAGGCGACCUUCGAGAUAUGUGCAAUGAAGCAUAACUUUGACUACCAGGUUAUCAAAACGGAUAGGAAAAUUUGGUAUGUUAGAUGUGCGGAUGAUGCAUGCAAUUGGAGUGUUCGAGCAGAGUGUUUGAAGGAUUCUACAUUUUUCAUGAUCAAGAAGUAUGUUGGUCAGCAUACAUGCGCACCUUCAAGCAAAAGCAAAGCUGGUAAGACUGCCUCGGCAAAAACUAUAGGCAGUCUGAUUAUGCAUAAGUAUGAAGGGGUCAAGGAAGGGCCAAAAUGUAAUGAUAUCAUACAGAUUAUGCGUGGUGACCAUGGAUGUGAGAUCUCCAAAUCCUUGGCAUGGGAUGCUCGUGAAUAUGCGAUCAAUGCAGUUAGAGGUAUUCCAGAGAGAAGCUAUGGGAAAAUACCAAAAUACUUGCACAUGCUGCGAGAGGCUAAUCCGGGUACACACUUUGCUUAUGAGAUGGACGGGAAAGGGAGGUUUCGGUACCUGUUUAUUGCAUUUGGGCAAUCUAUACGAGGAUUUAAUAGCGUCAUGAGGCAGGUUAUUGUGAUCGAUGGGACUUUUUUGAAGAAUAAAUACAAAGGAGUUUUACUCGUUGCAACUGCUCUAGAUGGAAAUUCUAAUUUGUAUCCUAUUGCAUUUGGAGUAGUCGACUCAGAGAAUGAUCGUUCUUGGCAAUGGUUUUUGACACAGCUCAAGGUUCUCAUUGCUGAUAAUCUUCAUUUGGCUUUUAUUUCUGACAGACAUGGGUCCAUCGUUAAGGCGCUUGAGAAGGUGUAUCCCUCUGCUAGACAUGGUAUCUGUAUUCAUCAUUUAUUGAAUAAUGUGGUCACUUAUUAUCAUGGGAAAGGACUUGUUGGGUUGGUUUCAAAGGCGUCAAAGAGUUAUAGAGUUGCUGAUUUUGAGAAGACAUUUGCUAAUGUGUGUAAUAUCAGUCCGGCUAUUGGAAAAUACUUACGAGAUGCUGAUGUGCAGAAAUGGGCUAGAUGUCAAUUCCCUGGAUACCGAUACGACCUAAGGACAACUAACCCUGCUGAAUCUAUCAACUCUGCUUUGCGUUCGCCGAGAGAGUUUCCAAUCAUUCCUUUGUUGGACAGUAUCAGGGAAAUGUUGACACGUUGGUUUUAUAAGCGUAAGAAACUGAUUUCAAGGCAUAAUCAUCCUCUGACCAAAGAUGUGGAGAAAAAGAUAGCUAGGAGAACCAGGAAAUGCGCCACAUUUGAAGUUUACCCUGUUAGUGAUGGUCGAUUGCUUGUUAGAGGUGAUCUGUUCGACUGCUUGGUUGAUUUGGAUAGACGGACUUGCUCAUGUGGAAAGUACAAUCUUUUGAAGAUCCCUUGUAGGCACGCAAUUAAAGCUGGUUUUCAUGUUGGAAGAUUGCCACACACAUUGACUGAUUUUAUGUACACAACAGAUGCUUGGAGAGAAGCUUAUGAAGAAAGCAUAAAUCCUAUUGAUGUUCCUGAGGAUUCUUGGUCUGUACCAGAAGAAGUUAAGAAAGUCAUUGUGCUACCACCAGAGACAAGAAAAGCUGCAGGAAGAAAUAGAAAACGCAGAUAUGAAACUGUUGAAGACAAACUUCGAUCAUCGCAAACAUCGCAAAACAAGAAGGCUCGCACUUGUAGUAGAUGUCAUAAUAGUGGACAUAACAGAGCAACUUGUAAAGUACCAAUUUAGCCAGAACCAAAUGGUUGCUUAUCAUGGCCAGCUUAUUUCGAAGUGGAGUCUUAUCAUGGUUUCAGUUGUAUUUUGAUUCUAAAGACUUUCGACUUUGUUUUCAUUUUGAUAUGAUGUUGUGCGUUGCUAUUCUUUUCUUAUGGUGUUUUCAGUUUCUGACUCUGGUUUUUAAAGGUAAGCACUUCUCCAAAUAUAUGUGUCUCAUCUUUGAUUCGUUGAACAAAAUUAAAGCAAAACACAGAGAAACAACAGUGUGUGUCCGAACCAUAGAAUACCCAUCUUGAGUUAGUAAACCAAAUAAUUAAAAAACACAGAGAGACAACAAAACAAGCAGAAAGAUUUUCAUUCUUGGCUUCUUAAUCUUCCAAAAAUCCAUAGAAUGGUUCCUAAACAACCCAGCUCAAGAGAAUUUUUUUGCUUCCUAACUUCUUCUUCCACUGUCUUCUUCAAACUCUGUUUCAGAUCUUCAAUCUGUUCUGCAAUUUUCCCUUGCAUAGCCUCCACUCUUCGAAUCUCAUCAAGCAAAGCUUCAUCAACCCACUUAAAUAAAUGGUUUUCCAUCUUCCGCUACAUUGAAAACGAACAUCAAGUCAGAAAAAUUGGAUCACGACAAAUCUUUUCACAUCAAAGACAAAGUCAGAACAAAACCAUUAACAAAUCAAGUACAAAAAUCAAAACAAAUCCAAAUCGUGAAGCCAUAAACAAAGCAAUUAAAAACGGUGAAGGCAUGGAUUAGAAAACAAAUCGAAAUCGUGAUUCAUGAAUCUAUGAACCUGUGCCCCUAUCUCGCAUCUAUAAAAACGUCGGUAAGGAUUCUCAUCAGUUUUUGAAUAGAAUAUGACAAUCCCUCUCCCACACCAGCACCGCGACGGCACCCCCUGAGACUGUCGCUUUGCAGUAUUCAUGUUUGGGAGAAAGAGAUGUGGCGAGAAUGGAGAGAUUGACAGGAAAGAGGGAUCUGGAAAAAUGAAACAAAUCGGGUUUUUGGUCUUAUAUAUGUCGGGUAGGUGGUUAAUUUUAGGGAUCUCGAUUGGGUGGGGUUUAUUGCUAAAGUGGAUCGAAUAUUUGUAUGUGAUAAACAUAGUUUGGUGUAUAGUCUUAUAACAUCUACUUUGGUGUUCGAGAAGGGUUUCUCUUAAACAUAUCUUUAAAUGAUUGUUGUAUUCUAUCUGUCUACA
This is a messenger RNA of Raphanus sativus (radish), 4216 nucleotides long. RefSeq lists its product as uncharacterized. Gene Ontology annotation, molecular function: zinc ion binding. The transcript is spliced from 2 exons. NCBI's taxonomy places the organism in Eukaryota, Viridiplantae, Streptophyta, Magnoliopsida, Brassicales, Brassicaceae. The record is from RefSeq and is a predicted model, not a curated record. Bases 747 to 3038 code for a protein of 763 amino acids.